AUGGACUCCUUUGCUAUUACAGAGGGCCUUGCCGCUCAGGAGCAACAAGAUGCAGUACCAACCAAACUCUCCGAGGAGACAAACAAGUUCCAGCAAGCCAUUGCCGCUUGGCGUGGAAUUGACCUGGCUAGUACCAUCGCUAAACUCGACACGGUCGCCUCGGAUAUAGUCGAGUACCAGCGGGAAUCCCUCGUUCAAAGAAAGGACCUGGCGCAAAAGACCAAGGACUUCAAGAAACUCGACGACCAGGAGAAACUCGCAGAGCACAAGGGACUAUUGAAGGCGUACCAAUCCUUUAUUGAUGUCUUGACCAAUCAAGGAAAAGCAUCUUCAUCGUCCUUCCUCCAGCUAUAUUCCUCCUUAUCCGAAGCGCCGGAUCCAUACCCACUCCUCGAAGCAUCCGUCGAUUCCCUGCUCCUUUCCGAAGAGACCGUUCCGAAGUUGACAUCCGAGCGAAAUCAAUUGCAACAGUCAGUCGACCGUCUUACCAGGCAACAGGAGGAAACAGAGAGACGUCUUCAGGAGGAGCGGGCCGCGCGGAAGAAGCUGGAAGAUAAUCAAGAGGCCAGGGCCAAGGAGAUCGAAGCAUCUUGGGAGGCCGUGUUGGCGGAGAAGACAAGCAAUUGGGCUGCAAAGGAGAAGAGCUUAGAAGAGAAGGUGGAAAACCAGGAACGACUGCUUAAGGAGCUCAAAGCCAGCUAUGAGGUUUCACAGCGCAUGGACGAAGAUGACGAUAACGAGGGGCCUCGAAAUGGCGCGACUGCUGCGGAAUUGGAGCUUGUUACUUCCGAUCUGGAGAAGACCAGUUUGAGGUUAGCAGACGUAGAGGCUCGGAAUGAGCAACUACGACUAGAACUGGCCCAGGCUGUAUCGCACUCACACUCCGAUCAGCCAACCUCUGUUGAGGAUGACCCAUCAUACCAGCGCCUUCAAUCGGAGAACUCUUCUUUGCUACGAAAGCUGGAUGCUGCACGAUUUGACAAAGAUUCUACUCGGCAUACUUGGGAGGCCAAGCUCCACCAGGUGGAAAGAAACGUGUCGAAGAUCACGAUGGAGAGAGAUGAGCUGCGCUCUCGCCUGAACAAGGUUGCGGACUAUGAUGAAAUCCGUCGAGAGUUGGAGAUGAUCAAAUCGAUCGAAUUCACGGCCGGUGAUGAUGAAGAAGGCGAGGCUACGGCUGAGGAUACAAAUGCAAACGGCGACACAAAGGCCAAGGGACAAAACUCGUUAGAACAACUUCUACUGGCUCGAAACAAGAAAUUAAUUGAUGAUCUCACCAUUUUGCGAGUAUCAUCGCGUGACAUCCAGGGGCAACUUGAAGUCAUGCGCGGUGAGCUUGCAGCGACAAAGGAAGAACUACAGAAAUCUCGAGGCUUGUCGACAACUCUGGAGAAUGAUCUCCUGCGUGUGCAGCAAGAGGCUGCCAACGUGUUCCCCUCAUCGGCCAUGUCCGUCGCGGGUACUUACUCUUCCCGGUACCCGCAUUCCUCUCGCCGAGGUGCGGUAUCUCCCACGUCGUCAAUCAUAUCUGGCUUUGAUCAAAGCGCGGUAUCCGCAAAUACUAUGGAUGCCAUCCGCUCUGGGGAAGCCGUGGGAGGUGGAUCCGGUCUCCUCCCUAUGAUCCAGGCUCAGAGAGACCGCUUCAAGAAGAAGAAUGCAGAGCUUGAAGAAGAGCUCUCCAAGCUGUACGGUACUGUGAAGUCUUUGAGGCAAGAGGUCGCAUCGCUCCAAAAGGAUAACCUGAGUCUUUAUGAGAAGACUCGAUAUGUUUCCACCUAUAGUCGCGGCCAGGGUGCAUCCACAUCUGCUUCCUCAUACGCAAAUGCCCCCAGUUCCACAUCUGUGUAUAGCUCCUCAGACACACCUUCCGGGUUGUCUAUGGAUCGGUAUAAGUCUGCGUAUGAGGCACGAAUUUCUCCAUUUGCAGCCUUCCGAGGUCGUGAGUCGACCAGUGCCUACAAGCGCAUGAGCCUACCCGAGCGGAUCGUGUUCUCCCUCACCCGCAUCAUUAUGGCUAACCGGACCAGUCGAAAUCUGUUUGCCGGCUACUGCUUUGCCCUCCAUAUCCUACUAUUUGUAGUGCUUUACAUGAUGAGCACAACAGAGAUUGAGAAGCAUAGCGCCAUGAGUGCCGUGGGUAGUGCUGCAGCCGCCGCAUAUGCCAACCAUGGUGGUAUGGGCAGUGGCAGUGGUAGUGGCAGCGGCACACUGCAGGCCGACGACUGGCAGCAAGAGGGGUUCAAUCAAGCGAGCUGA
This is a messenger RNA of Penicillium odoratum, 2256 nucleotides long. Its product is annotated as CCAAT displacement transcription factor COY1. The coding region runs from base 1 to 2256 and encodes 751 amino acids. Gene Ontology annotation, biological process: intra-Golgi vesicle-mediated transport. The record is from RefSeq and is a predicted model, not a curated record. Gene Ontology annotation, cellular component: Golgi membrane. Lineage: Eukaryota; Fungi; Ascomycota; Eurotiomycetes; Eurotiales; Aspergillaceae. The transcript has 2 exons.